Thermothielavioides terrestris NRRL 8126 is the source of this 1391-nucleotide messenger RNA. RefSeq lists its product as uncharacterized. Gene Ontology annotation, cellular component: Mis6-Sim4 complex. NCBI's taxonomy places the organism in Eukaryota, Fungi, Ascomycota, Sordariomycetes, Sordariales, Chaetomiaceae. The record is from RefSeq and is a predicted model, not a curated record. The transcript is spliced from 2 exons. Bases 54 to 1079 code for a protein of 341 amino acids.
CACAAACUCACCUUCAUCAAUGAUCAAACCUUGGACAAGCCGCAAAGGCGAAAAUGGCACCAACCCCGCCCACGGUCGUCUCCCUCAAACAGUCCUUCCUCACGACGCAAACACGCCUCCUCUCACAGCCCCUCGCGCCGACCCGCGCCUGGCGCAACAACAACAGCUCAACUAACACCAACAAUGAGACGUCGGAUGAGACCAACCCCCCCUUGCCCGACAAGGCCAUUGAUGAUGCCCUCUUCAAGCUCAACCACCGCCUGCAGCAGCACGCCCGCCGCGUCUACGCCCCGCAGGCCACGCGCCACGUCGCCGAGCAGAUCGACCAGCUGUACUGGAACGCCGCCGAGGCCGCCAGCGCACGGGACCGCUCCGGGGAUGAUGGCGACGAGGAAGGGGAAGCAGCAGAGGCGCUAAACCUGGGCGCCGAUCUGGCCAACCCCUCCGUGAUCGCCACCCUCCCCCUCCAAUGGGCCGACGCCGACGCCAACGCCGGCGACGGACCACCACCACCAGCCCCCACCCCAGAAACGCAGCGCUACGCCGCCCUCGCAGCCGACCUGCACGCCCUCGCGCAGCGCAAGCAGCAGGCCGCCGCGCGCGUCGCCCGCCUGCGGCGCAUGCAAGCCCUGCUGGAGCCCUUCUCCCCUUCCCCGCCUUCCCCAACCCAGGGCUCUCUUAACAACGCCGACGAUCCCAGCACCAGCAGCAGCAGCGGCGGUGGCGGCGGCAGCAGCGUGCAAGACAACCUAAUCACGCGCAACGGCGCGAUCGAGGCCGAGCUGUCGCGCAUGCGCAUGCUGCUUGCCCGCGUGGGCGGGCGCGUGGGGAGGUUGAGGGAGGCGGCUGAGGCCGAGGCUGAGGCCGAGGCUGAAGCCGAGCCGGCGGGGGGCGCGGGGCAAGGCGGGCGCGACCGCCGAGGUGGUGGCGAGAAUGGGGAGUUGGCGGGCAUUUCUUCUUCUUCGGGUGGUGAUGGAGCAGCUAGGGCAGGAGGAGGCGGGGGAGAGCGCGGAGGGACGGUUGGGGACGUGGAGGCUGAGGAGCGGCGGAAGGUGGGGUUGUUGUUGGAGAGGUUUUGAGUGUUGUGCUUUGUUGGUUGGGUAGGCUGGGAAGGCAUGGUAUCGCUAUGGGGUUUUGCAUCGACAGGUCCGGUUUUUGAUGGGGCGGCGUAAGGCGCGUGGGUGUCAUUCGGGCCCGACAUUUGGGAUGGGAUGGGUUGUGCGGGUAUACCGCAAGGCCGUGUUCAUUUGCAGUGAUACCCGGGUUACGUACAUACAACGAGGGAGACUGUACAACUUAUUUUGAGUUUGAAGUGAGGGACAGCAGACGGAAGUCGGCCAGGCAGAGCAUAAACGAACAAAAAAACGACUACACAGCCGAAACCUACCUAG